AUGCCCAAUAUAAAGUGUUUCAUGAAAAAUUGUAAUAGUCACAUUACCACCACUCAGAAAAGGAGUCGAUUAGGGCAAAAUUCUUUGUGGCCACUUUAUCAGAAUUACGUGGAUGGAAAGUCAAACGACAGUGAUAAAAAUGAGGUCAUUUGCCAAGGAUGCUACAUGAAGAUUCGAGGUCAACUAAAAGCUCCUGGUUUAAAGAAUUUCGUCCGGAGAACACCAAUUACUCCAAUUCUCACACCAACUUUUCUUGAGCAGACGAGGGCAAAACGAAGGGCAAAUCUGACCACAGAAGACGAAAACGCGGAGGAAGAUGGUGCUCGUGACGGUGAUGAAGAUGAAUCUCGUCGAGGAGAUGAAGGCGAAUCUUGUUGCGGUGAGGAAGACACUACUCGCGGCGCUAAAGAAAAUAAUUCUCCUGGCGGUGAGGAGGAAGAUCAUCGUGGCGGUGAAGAGGAUUUUCUUGGUGGUGACGACGACUAUUCUCUCGGCGGCGACGACGAUGCUCAACAAGACAUCGACCGGUUUGAGUAUGGACUAUUAGACAUGGAGUUAGACGACUUCCGGUUAAAUAGUGGACAAGAUGACUUCUCAAUGCCUAUUUCAAUAAGUAGCAGAAGUGAAGUCGAGUCAGAAUGGAGCACUCAGGGAACAACGAUCACGAUGACCACUGCAGGAACACAGUCUCAAGUGUCAAUCCUGUCUUCUCUUGCCCGAGACUCUCAAGUAUCAACGUCCAGCUCUAAAUCAAGUAAAUCACGGCGUCUACCAAAGAUCGACUCUGUUGAAUCUACGCAGAAACGGUGUUUCAUAUGUCAUGACCCCAACGGCAGAAAAAGAAUUCCAAAAGCUAGCACGGUGGAUUCUGGAUCUUACCAGCAACAAAACAGGAUAGGUGCCAGAAGACGUCAUUACAACUUUGACGAUCAAACUGAUGUGCAGAAAGACGACUACCAAAACCUUGUCGGAUUCUCAAAAAUCCAAUUCAACUCGCUGCUGACAGAAAUAUCAGGUCAUGUACACAACAGUGUCAACAGAAGUGUCCGAAAUGCGUUGGCCAUCUUCCUUAUGCUGCUUCGACACAAUUUGUCUCAGAAAGUCCUGAGCAGUCUUUUUGGAAUUCCCAAUCAGUCAUGUGUGAGUGAGACCAUUGAAGCAGUUGCAACAGCUCUGGACAACCAUUUCGUUAAGAAGUACCUGGGAUUUGAACACUUAUCUCGUGAAGCAGCACUUCGUGACCACUCGCGACCAAUAUAUUCUAAAUUAUUCAAAGAAGAGGACCCCACCAAGCUGUUUCUCAUCAUGGAUGGAACCUACAUUUACAUUGAGAAACCAGCCGAUUUUCAACUACAGAAACUCACUUAUUCUGGCCAGAAGAAGCGCAACUUGAUUAAACCAUUCAUGAUAGUUCUUCCGUCGGGGUAUAUCUUGACUGCGUGUGGUCCUUAUUAUGCUAAUGGUGCUAAUAAUGAUGCUGGGAUCCUAAAGUCCAUCCUGUCAGAGCUGCCACCUGAUUCUCCGUACUUGAAACCCGGUGAUCACCACAUUCUGGACAGGGGAUUCAGAGACGUGAUUCAGACUCUGCUUCGCCUUGGACACCUGACACAUAUGCCGGAGCUACUAGACACCGAUGACAAACAAUUCACCACCUCGCAAGGAAAUGAGUCAAGACGGGUCACGUUGGUUAGGUGGUUAGUGGAGGCAGUAAAUGGAAGAAUCAAGAAAAAGUUCAAAUUAUUUCGAGAGACAGUUCCAGGAGGAUACCUUGAGAAGCUGCCCAUGUUGUUCAGAAUUGGCUGCGCCCUCAUUAAUUGUUUCUACCCUCCUCUGUCCACCCACUCGCCCAAACAUGAUAAAAUAGCCGAAAGAGCACUGGAACUCGUCGACCAGGAGAAUGCUCUACAAAAACGAGUGGAGGACGAAAAAAUGGAUCGCCGGACCAAGCAGUGGAAGACAGCCUCGUUGGAAGAAUUUAAAAAAUUUCCCAAGCUUUCUGUUGAAGACUUAGAAGACAUUACACUUGGAGUCUAUCAAAUUGGAUUAGCCAAGCGUUAUGCUCAUUUGCACAUGUCCAACUCUGAAAAGUUUGAAAUUAAACUGAAUUCCGAGUUUACCAACAUUGUCCGAGCCAAGAUAGAAUCAAGAUUUACAGCAAAUAAAGCCCACGACCUAUGGAUCGAAUAUUCUUUAGAAGUUCAAGGUGCUGACGCCAUAAAAGGUUUUUACUGCAAAUGUAAACAAGGCGCUCGGACUAUGGGUUGCUGUGCACAUAUUUGCACGGUGUUGUGGUAUUUGGGUUAUCAAAGGUACCAAAACCCAACAAUACUUAAAGUUCGGAAAAGAAAACUGGAAAUUAUCAAUGCUGGAGAAUCUUAAUGGGAGGAGGAUUACGAUUAAGACAGUCAGGUUAUGCAUAUACAUUUCUUCACAUCUGGUAAUGAUUCACAAUUUUAGAACAUUUACAAAGUACGGAAUAAUUUGGGAAGGCACAUGGGUACUACGAUUGAUUUCGUAGUUAGCAAUCCCAACCGUACUUGUAAAUGCAUGCUAGGCGAUUAAAAUUAAUAUUAAUAUUGCAUAUUAUUUUUUCAGGUUUCAAGGUUCAACAGUUACAAUGUUCCUGUGAUUUAUGCAUUUUCGUGAAUAUAUGUAUACCAGUUACUUUGUUAUAUGUACAAAUUAUAUUGUAUAAAAUUAUAAACACGAUGUUAAAAAUUCCAAAAAUAGUUACAAAUUAAAUUAACAUCGACUUUGUCCAGUAUCUCACUUCCAAUAGCUGCAAAUAUGUACUUAUUACUCUCUCACCUAAUAUUCCCGACUUGCAUAUUUUGUUACCACACAACCAAAAAAAAUAAUUAAUAUCUUAUCGAAUGGGGGGCCCAUCAUUUUUCAUGGUAAUCAAUGAAAAGUAAUUUAAA
This is a messenger RNA of Folsomia candida, 2921 nucleotides long. RefSeq lists its product as uncharacterized. Gene Ontology annotation, molecular function: zinc ion binding. Bases 1 to 2379 code for a protein of 792 amino acids. The record is from RefSeq and is a predicted model, not a curated record. NCBI's taxonomy places the organism in Eukaryota, Metazoa, Arthropoda, Collembola, Entomobryomorpha, Isotomidae. The transcript is spliced from 8 exons.